AUGGCUUUUAAAAUUGAUAUCCAUAAUCAUAUUUUACCGGAAAGAUGGCCAGAUCUAAAGGAGGUAAGAGCACAGUGUAAGAUGAACUACUGACCCCGAUGUUGGCUUCAUGCAUGCAUUGUUUACGUGUGUCCGAACAAAAAGAUUAUUUUAAACGGUCAGUGGCCGUAUUUGUACUAGAAGACGUCUUAGACGUUCAGACGCAUUAAACGUCUGACUGUUAAGUGCGUCCCGUUUUUAUACUAGACGUCUUAAACGUCUGAGACGACUAAUUCAUCUGUUAAGUGCGUCGAUCGGACGUACUUUAAGUUAAUAACUUAAGACGUUUUAUUCGUCACACGUUUAAUUUCCGUAUUUAUACUAGACGUCUAAGUCGUCUAAGACGUCUUAGACGUCCUCUAGUAUAAAUAUGGCUAAUUAACAUCUAGUUUCUUACAUCGUAAGUAAUUGUCAACGAGCAAGCCGAGCGGAGACGGUCGGCUUGCGACGCGAAGUAUUGCAGCAGGCAGAAAAAUUAUUGAUCGUGCUGUAAAAAGUGUAAUGUAAGUGUAAUGUAAGGUGUAGAUUCCCUGGAUAUUUUAGUAGCGUUAGAUUUCACGUGUAGUUUCACGUGACUUUUGAUGACCUUUGUUGUAAACAAACCUACUGUACUUGUACGGACUACAACUCGCUAUUUCAAAUUCGCGCCCCGGGAGGGGGGCACUUGGGUAUUUUUUGGGUGGGUAUGUGCCACCCGGGUCUCCAAAUUGGCACCCCGUUCUAAAAAAAACGUCCCCUAAAAUUGAUAGCCCGUUCUAGAAAUGGGCCAAUUUUUUAUACCCCGUUCUAGAAUUCGCCCUAAAACUGAUACCCCAUUCUAGAAAUGGGCCAAUUUUUUAUACUCCAUUCUAGAAAGUUUGUAAAUUGACAUAGCCCUGUUUUUGCAAAGAUAUUUCUUUAUUUGUUCAACUUAUACAUCAAAUAAAUGCUUCUUCAUAAUCAGCGACAAUUUUAAGCAGAAGAUAAAACUGUGAUCCAUAAUCUUUUAUACCUCAUUCUAGAAAACGCCUCUGAAAUGGAUACCCCGUUCUAAAUCAGGAGCUUCAAAAUCACGACCCUGUUGGGUGGCACAUACCCGUAUAGGUAAAUGUAUGGGAGUACCCCCCUCCCCCCUGGGGUUCGGGCUAACCUAUAAAUGUUAUUUCCCUUUCGCUGUAUGAAACGCAACAAGUUUAAGGUUCAAAAAUGUCUAAUUUGCAGAAGAAUAAGAUUUUAAGGCCAAGAGCAUGGCAGAAAUGUAGGAACGAGGAGUGCUUGUAGUGGAAAUUCUCGCCUCAGCAGCUGAAAUGGUUUUAUAAACAUUGGGACUAAAACUGGUGAUGUAGGCAAAUUCUUUUUCUUUCGUUAGCACUUAGCGAAAGCUAUGUACAACUAGUAUUAUAUAGUCCUUUCUCUGUAAUUGCAGCUGCUAAUUUUCUCUUCUACCAGCCAGUGUUCUAUAAUUUUAUUAUUUGUGCAGUUGUAUAACUUUUUGAAAAACUUUUUAAAAGAAAAAAUAAAUUUCUAGAAGUUGUUUUUAAGCUUGUUACAAUAUUGCAGUGAAAGGUACCCAAAAUUCAUUUCAUAGAAAGAAGGUGGAAUAUGAUCAUCCGGGAGAGACCGAUGACAUGUUGGAGGCCUUAUAGUCGUAAUGCAUCAGUAAAUUCCACCUGCCCAUGCCCCCAACUAGAAUCAUCCAUGUUCAGUUGUAUUUGGAGAGAAAACCACAUGCAUGUCAAAAGCUUGGGGGUUCCUGCGGGGUUGGCAAAUGCCCAACUCCCCGGGCCGCGCUAAAUUUGCUAAUGCCCCACCCCUGGGACUGACAAGACGAGCAAAAUACCCGGCAGUUGCGCAUUAACCCUGAUAAGGGAGGGGGGGAUGGGCGUACAUGUAACGGGAAUUGACUGAUGCAUAACUGACAGACAGCCAAUAAAAUGGCGACUUAAUAGACCAACCAGAGUUCAAUGCCAUCAAUUGGCACAAAACAACUCACUUUGACUCUGAAGAUGACUACUCCACUGCUUGUUGAAAUGUUAGUCACUGUCGACAACAGUGCUCUUCAGGAAUACACUCACCUUGAUGAUCAUUUUUAUUAUUCCACCUCAUUAUUUACAAUGCUAUUUGCUUGUUUGUUGGUUGACACACUUAGUGCCCACAGCCACAAAAUACUUGAUGUACUCACACUUAUUUCCCUGUAAAGCAUAGAGAGAAUUCCUGUCAAUUUUGAGGGGUUUUUAAUACAUCCAGUCUAUUCAGCACUUAUGUCCUUCUUACCAGUGUUUUCUAGUGAUGUUCAUCACGACAGAGCAAGAGAAAAAUUUUCUUAUCCACUUGUCCUUCGGACAAGCACUACAUUAAAAUAAUGUAGGUGUCCGAAACCCAAGUGUUCUCGUCCAAAACGUUUUGCUUGAAACUCAAAACAAUUGGGCAUUUAAUGUUUUUAGUAACACACAUUUUUAGCUUUGUAAAUUGUUUUUGACUUAAACCUUAAUAUAAUGUCAAGCACAAUUUGAAUUUUGAGCCUGGGAAUGAGUUAUGUCAUAACAGGCCUGGUUACUAUGGCCAGGUUCCUUAUAUUUAGCCAAUUGGAGCUCAUAAAACAAAUGAAAUGGCCGCAGAAUGGCAAAGUUAUAAGGAAUACUUAACCUUAUUUUGUCAAGUAUGAGGCUUGCUUUUAUGAGUAUAAGAUGUAUUUUAGUUCUACUGUAAUUUGAUGUUUCUGUAUUUUUUCUGAUUAAAAAUGUACAAAGUUUGUCCUACAGACAAGUCAUGUCAGAGGUUUACAUGUCUGAAGUAAAUUUCUACCUGUCGCGGACAAUCAGACAUAGAUUUUGGCUCACCCUGUCACAAGAUAAUGGAAAUGAUAGCAAAGCCACAAAAUUGUGCUUGACAGUUUCAGUUUACAUGUAAAUAAUAAUAGUGACAAGUGCCUUCAUGUGCAUAUAAUGCUAAAAGGAGUUUUUUUAUUUGCAGCGAUAUGGUUAUGGAGGUUGGAUACAACUUCAUCAUCACUGUAAAGUAAGCAUUUAAACUUAAAAGUUUAAAAUGAUGGCUUGGUGCACGCUACUGGUGUACACAAGUGUAGCUCAGUGCCUAUGCAUGAUUCACGCUCAAGAAAAGGCACGGUUUUUGUGCCAGAGCGUGGGAAAAAAUAAACAUGUAAAGGUAUGCAGUUUAGGCACUGUUAAGGCAUGUUUUAAAUAUUGUUAAGGCACAUUUUAGAUACAGUUUGAGCAUAUUUUAGGCAGUGUCAAAGGACUGUUGGGCAAAAAGCAUAAAUCUAGCCACAAUUACUGGGAGGAAAUGACUCAGACAUUUGCUGUUUUUAAACCAUUUGCCUCAUAAGCGGGUUUUUUGUAGAUAUUUUUACAAUCUGGUUAUCUUUCUUUGUAUUUUAGGGCAAAGCUAAGAUGAUGAAAGAUGGAAAGCUUUUUCGUGAAAUAGAUGAGAACUGCUGGUCUCCGGAAGCACGAAUCAAAGACAUGGAUGUGACAGGUCUGUGUACAUGUAUGUUAUGGUAAAUUGUUAUUCCUGGGGUUUAACUUUUACUUCCCUUUGUUUUAUGCUCAAAUAUGUGAAUACAAUUCAUAGAAACCAGGGAUAACAUUAAUUUUGAGCCAUAAUGUGUGUUUAUAAUGUGAGUGUGGUAACAUUAUUUUUCAUUGAUGUUGCGAAAAGCUGGCUUUUAGCUACACUGUAAUUUCACCGGCUGAAAAAGAGCUUAGCACCAGCUUGCAAAACAACGACAUUUAGUAACUCUAAAGGUACUGUUGAGUUAAAAAGCUGGCUUAACUAAUAAAAAAGCUUGCUCAGCUUUUUCUUAGCUUCAACCAUGAAUGUUAUUACAAUGCAUCUGUUAAAAUGCUAUGGUGUGAUUGUGCGCAAUUAAUUGUUUUCUAACACAUGCAUAAACAUUUAGUGGUGACAGUAAUGCUCAAAGACAGGUUAAGUGACCUUGUGUGCAAGUAAGUUAGGACCAUUUCCAUGUGUUUGUGCAUUAUUUUAUCAUUGGUCAUUAGGCAAUUUGACCAUAAUCCAGUCUCACCUUUCAAAAUUAUAUCUAGUGACAGCUUGCAAAGUGGAGCACAUGUAUAAUUAUGUACAUGCAACACAUGUACACGGAGAAGAGUGCCCAACACUUCACAAUUCGCCAUUACCCAGGCACUUUGUGUUUGAUUGUACCUCAGCAUUAAUGUGACUGCAGCCUUGUUUAGAUUGAUUACUGACUAGGGAGUUUAAAAUCUUUCCACUUUCAGGUGUUACUGUUCAAGUGGUCUCUACUGUUCCAGUGAUGUUUAGCUACUGGGUAUGCAUGUGGAAAGAGCUUUGUUUUGAAAUUUGUCAUGCAAUACAUGUAGAUCUAUAGAUAGAUGGAAUAACGGACAUGAUUCCUAUGAGGAAUCGAUUGAUCUAUAUCAAAAGCUUCAUCUUUUUACGGCAACAGAGUUAAAUUUGAGAUAGGGAGUAUAAAUUAUAGAUAUUGCUUGUGGUUUGUGGAUAAAAACGAACUUAAAACUGAGAAUUAACAUAGCCAGUGAAUUCGGCGUGUUAGCGAACUCGAACAGAUAGCUUUUCUAUGUUUAUACUUGUCAAAGGUUGCCCAUCACGUUACCCGUCUUCCAUAUCCGCUUCGACAGAAAAAUAAUUCCAAGGGAUGCCAUAAUACGGAUGACCAAGCUGUUCAAAUGGCCUGUUGUCUUUAACGAAUGGGUGAUGAAGUCGUCCGAACAUUAAUUUUGAAUGCAUUCUUGGCUAUACUAGUCUUAACCUAUGGAGGAUCAAAUUAUGCUUUGCAUUUCUUGUACAUUCAUGUUUUGAUUGAAAUAAUUAGACAUUGUUAAUGUCCCUCUGAUGUAAUAUAUGGUGCAAGAUUGAUAAGGGCCUUAAAAAAAUACCUUUACUCUGUAAGUACAGUAUUCCAUUCUUGAGCCUGGUUCUCAUAUGCCACCGAUGCAUCUGCGACAUAGCCGCAGGUACUUCCUGGGAUACUGCUCCAAUAUGAGAACAGAAGUGGCCAGCAACAUUGGUCAUCCUAGCCUUUACUGCCGGCAUGCCUGCUUAGUUGACUCCAGUUCAACUUCGCAAGCAUUCCAGCGGUAAAAUACUGCUAUGACUCCAGUUGCCAGUGGCGCAUGUUUUCAUUCGUGCUAGAAGUAGCCCACGGCCAGGUGGUACUGGAGGCAUAUAUACGUCAGCGGCAUAUGAGAACCAGGCUUUACAGUGUCUUAGCUUUUAGGGCUCUCACCAAUGUUGAUAUUCAAGGCUGUAAAAGUCUCAUAAAUGCGUCAUUUUGUUUCAUGUUAUCAAGGCUAAGCCUGAAGAUACACUGGAUUUGUGCUGCAUACUGAAUGAUGAUCUUGCUAAAAUUGUGAAGAAGUAUCCUAAGAGAUUUGUUGGACUUGGAACACUUCCGAUGCAGGUUUGAUUUGGAAUUUAGUUACCAGUUGCCAUGCGUUAUCUAAAUCUUUACAGUCAUUCAUUGAUUGACACCCACUCUGUAAAAGUGCUCCUCACUUCCUUAAGUUGUUAAUUUGUGUGCGCACGUGCAUGUAAGAAUCUGGUUUAAAAAGAUCAAAAAGCUUGUUAUGUUGUUCCAAAUGCCCAAAGAAACAGGAUGUGAUUUUUUUCUGUUUGUUUUAUUAUUAUUAUUAUUUAAAUUAUUAUUUUUAGUUUUAAUAAAGUAAUCCCAUUAGCUUACUUUUAAAUAUAUAUACUUAAAACUUGUUUGAAGUCUGGACAACUUACAUCAUGCUGUAUAAUUAAUAAUAAUAAUAUUAUAAUAAUAACAAAAUAACAAAAUAAAAAUAUAUAAUUAUUAUAUAUUAAUUUUUUAUUUUGUAAGCAGUCAAUAGUGGGAAAUAUAAUUAAUUUUAAUCUUGUUUUACAGGCACCAGAACUUGCAGUUCAAGAACUGACGAGAUGUGUAAAGGUGAUUGUUAUUUAGAACUUAUGAAGGCUGAGCCCUAAGGAAAAUUUAUUGGCAGCCCAGAAGCUAUGAUCAUUGUUGAAAUCCAGGCUGCCAGCACUGAGUUUGUGGGAAAUCUAGAGGCUGCUGGGUUACCCAGAUUGCUAGAGACUUUUCAUGUGUGGUUGACAUGCAGCUUUAUCACUUGUUCGACCUUUAGCCAAAAAUGUGUCAACCUGGCGAACACUUUAGCAUCCUGCUGCAUGCAUUAGAAAAAAUCCUCUGGCAGUGCACCCAGGGUAGGUUGGACUAGUCCAGCCUAAACGCAAUCAUUGUGAAUCGAGACAGUUCUGCCAGAUCGGUCUAUUCCAAAGUAAACUGUACAUUUGGGCAGGGCGGGGAUUGUUUUUUUUUUUUUUUAAAAAAACGUUGAAACAAACCGACUUGUGUUUCACUAUCAAUUUGACCACAAUUCAGCUGGCCAGUUUUGGCAUUUGGUAAUUAAGUGCCUUAUAUAGCACAGUAAAGAAAUGCAAGUUAAAGUGGUUUGGGCAUGUGUCAAGAUCAUCAGGGCUUGCCAAGACAAUUUUACAAGGAACAGUGCAAGGAGGGAGAAGAAGGGGCCGACCAAAGAAGCGUUGGGAGAAUAAUCUCUGAGUGGACAGGGUUGAAGUUUUGCAAUGCCACAAGAGAAGCUGAAAACAAAAUCAAAUGGGGGGAGAGGUUUGCUAUAUCCGUGGCACCCCAACGGUCAUUGACUAUGGGAUAGGUGCAGGUGCAGGUGCAGAUAGCAUAAUGCUUUGUCUCGACACCAGAAGUGAAAAUUUAGUUAAUUGCUAGGGACAACUGGGUACUGCCAGAGUUCAGCUUUACUGAAUGUCUACUACAAUGUUUUCUCUAGCAUAGUUUUGAUUUUCGAAGUAUCAGGUUACUUUUGAUAAAUUUAUUUUUGAUAUUAAUAAUAUUAAUUGUUGCUUAUUUUAUUAAUAAUAAUUAUUAUUGAUAACAAUUAUUACAUUUAUGUUAUUAAUAUCGUUUUAAUGUCUCUAAUAAAAUUAUGACAGGAACUUGGUUUCCCAGGUGUUGAAAUUGGUAGCCAUAUUAACAACUGGAAUCUUGAUGCUCCAGAACUAGAUCCUGUGUUUGCUGUAAGUAAUUUUUAUUAUCAGUGCAUUCUGUCUCAUCAAAAUGUUAGUAAUGUCUGCAUUUAGUGUCAGAGCCACCAUAUACCUUCGUAUAAAUCAUACAUGUAUGGUCUUAUUUCACUUGCUCAUGUGUACUGCGUAGCACAUGUAGGUCUAAACAAGGCCCAAGGAGAUGACAUCAGAGUCCAUGGCAGUGUGCCACAUCUGUAAAUCAUUAUGUAGCAGGUUAAUUUCCUUUAAUUUCAUAUACAUUGGCUCACACUUUCCUCAAAGAAAAGUGAGAAUAAUCUCGGUUUAAAAACUUUAACUUGAAAUCAAAUGUGACCUGUAACAUAACCUGCACUCAGCCCACCUAUUCUCCCCAACAUCCUGAGUAUGCUUCUACAUUGCAUUUUUCAUCCAAAAAUUGACCAAUUUAUUAUAUAAACAAAGAUGUUGUCUAUUACAUGUAGGCUGCUGAGGAAUUAGGCUGUGCUAUCUUUGUUCAUCCGUGGGAUAUGGAGUUAGGAGGAAGAAUGUCCAAGUACUGGUUGCCUUGGCUUGUUGGUAAGUAAAUAUGUUGUACCAGAAGCAUAUAACUCUGUUGCAAUGCUGGAGUUUUUUAGGGGAACCGUUCAAAAUUUACUUCCUAAGGUACAUCUUGAAGUGGAUGGCUUGUUCAGUGGAAGAUUUUGUCUGAGUGAAACCCAAUUUUACGGAAUCUUCAACACAAUUUAAAAUUUUGAAGGAGUCUUUUUAUAUCCUUUCUAAUACCUGUAAAACGAGUCACUGAUGGAGAGAAGGCGGGUAAAAUAAGCACACCGCCGGCAUCAGGUUUGUCAUUCUAAUGAGCACUAUUACCGACGUAAAGGGCCGUUACCUUGACCUUUGACCUCUCAAAAAAUGAUGUAUAUUAUGCAUGUUAGUAUCAGGGUUUCAGGGGUAAACUUGACCUUGUUACUUUUGCAGGGAUGCCUGCUGAAACUGCACAGGCGAUCUGUUGCAUGAUCUUUGGUGGUGUUCUGGAACGAUAUCCAAGACUCAAAGUGUGUUUUGCUCAUGGAGGUAAACAUGAGCAGACCAUGUUUUGCCUUAUCACAUGCUCGUGCAUGUACAUAACAUUGUAACUCUUGUUACGGGCCUGUUUAUAUAGAGGUAAGAGAACCCAGAUAGGUGACAUAACAUGUGGCGGGUCACCCCACCUAUCAUGUAAAGACGAUCUUAAUUAUGUGGACAGGCCGGGUACCCCGCCUAUUAAAGAGGGUUACCUCACUUAACUGGAGUCCUCCACCUCCAUGUAAACAGGCCCUUAGUCUGCGUAGCCGGCGGGAUCAUUCACGCAACGUGCGGAGAAUGCGAAGGAGACACAUUUUUUGCGGCUAAGCCGCGAGAAUGGUAGCCUCCCACGCAGGCGUUUUUAGGGGAACUCGUUUUUCAUCCCUGCCCACAAACGCCUGCUCAACUGAAAACAACAUUGUUUUCGGUUGAGCAGGCGCUUGUGGGGAGGGACGAAAAACGAGCUCCCCUAAAAACGCCUGCGUGGGAGGCUACGAGAAUGGCGGCUUCGCGCCGCCAAAACUUGCACGCACGCAAAAAAAAUAGACUUUUUAGCUUGUUUGUUUUGUUUUCCUAUUUCAGACAACAUAAUGAUGCCCCAGAGAACUUUUUCUUUCAAGUGUUGUUUUAUGCACGUGAAUCCACGUGCAUAUGUAUGCUUGGAGAACAUCACGUGGUCUGAAUUAGGAAAACAAAGCAUGCAAGCUAAAAAGGUCUAUUCCGCCAGCUACGCAGGCAAAACUCUUGUAGGACACUUGAAGAAUAUCUUCUAUACAAAGUUAGCUUUUUUUCACUUCAAAUAUGUAUAUAUAUUUAAAAAAUUUUUUUUUCUUUCUUUUUUAAAUGUUUUCUUGCAGGAGGAGCAUUUCCAUUUACUAUCGGUCGUAUUGAACAUGGCUUUAAUGUCAGACCUGAUCUCUGUGCUGUUGAGAAUCCAAUAAAUCCAAGGUCAGUUCACUUGUAAUACUCCUACAUCGUAACUUUCCAUCCUUUGUUAAUCAAUGACUUGUGGCUGGACUUGAACACUCGCCAAGUGAUUGCAAGACAUGGGAAUAGUCAGACAUAAUAUUUAUCCUUUGUUGUCUCCGUUCAUGUUCAACCUUUAUUGCAACUCGACCAAUACCUAGCUAAUUCUGGCUAAUUCUAUCUAUUACGUAAGGGCUUUUUAUUGUAAAUAGCUAUGUCACGUAAUUUUUAGGCUUUAUACUGUAAAUAAGUUGUUGGAUUUCCCUUUCCUUCUCUAUUAUUUUGUUAAAUUGAUUUUUGUUAGAUUUAUUCUUUAUAAUCUCACAAAAUGUAUCAUUCGUUAUAAUAUUGUAUGUUUCAGAAAGUACAUUGGUCAAAUUUAUACAGAUAGUCUCGUUCAUGAUGAAAAAGCUCUUAAAUUACUGGUUGACACCAUUGGUCAGGUAACGAGUACAGUGACUUUUGGUUAUGAUCUAUUUAAAACACUGUGAAAUGCAUGCUAGCAAAAAAAAAAAAAUAAACCUUCAAGCUCUCAAUUUUCUCGUUGCAGCAAUCGUGGGCUCAUUACCCUGCAUGUGUAUUUUUAUUAUUAUUAUUAUUUUUUGUAGGAGAAUGUUAUUUUAGGCAGUGACUACCCGUUUCCCCUCGGAGAACAUCAUCCAGGAAAACUCAUCGAGAAUGUGUACAAAGACGACCUGGAACUUAGGGUAAGAAAACAAUCACAUUCAGUUUCACGGUGUUUUUUUUUUUUGCCAUUGAUAAAACGCCGUCGUCGUCGUUGCUUAAACUCCAUCUUAUUGUGAUCCAGAAAUUUUGCUACCAUGGUAACGUGACGUCACACUUCUCCUCUCUAUAAACAUUGGUAUCGUUUGAUUACAGUGGAACCUCGAUGACGUUCGCUAAAACGAGGUUUGGUUAUAUCGAGGUUCUUUUCCAUACAUUAUACUGUAACUGGGGCAGAAAACGGUUUCGUUAUAUCGAGUUUUGUUAUAUCGAGGUUCUACUGUACGAAAGAGAAAGAGAAAUAGGCCUCACCCCUCUCCCCAGGUUUCCACUUUUGUCCCAAUUCGCUCAUUCUCAUGCCUUUGAAUCCCACAUAAUCCCCACCCCCUACCCCCUCCCCCCCCCCCAAUUCUCUUUUGAAGAGGUUUAGUCCUACCCCACUUUAGUAGAUUGUUCUACAUGUACUUGGCAAUUCAACAGUUGAUCAAUAAAUAUUAGUGGAGAUCGAACAAAAUGGUUCUCAAUUAAUUCCCUGUUAUUUUGGAAAAUAGGUGAAGUAAUUGCUAGGGGGGGGGUGUAUUUGCCUAUCAUCAAAUCUCCCGUUCAUCAUUCGAUUCACAGUCCCUUAAUUUUCCGUAAGAUCGUCGGGCGUUUACGGGCGGCAUUCUUGGAUAGGUAAAGCCCGACGCCCGCUCCCUCGGUUCAUGUUUACUAGAUAAGCGUCCGUUCCGGUAAGCUAUCGCUCUAUCCUGUCGAUCUUACGAAAAAAUAGGGCACUGUAAAUAGUCUAACUUCAGAUAAAAACCUUUUAAUUCAAAAUCCAUCUCUUGUUGUAGGAUAAAUUGUUAGGCGGAAAUGCUCUAAGAUUUCUGGGAUUGAAAAGGUCUCAGUUUGACGAAGACCCUGGAGGUAAAGCGGAUACAGUAGAAAGCUAAUAGUGCAGCGGACUGAAUAAUUAAAUGUUUUUCUGUUAGUUAUAGAAUGAAGUAACUUUUAAAAGUAAACAGACUAUUAUGUCUAUAAAUGCAUUUAGAAGGAGGUUAUUUAUAAUGUCCUUUGUUUUUCGGCAUCUUGGUGUCUUGCUUUUUAAAAAGAGCCUUACCGAACGAAACAAGUCUAAACUGUGUUAAUUAUUUAAACAAGUUCUUAUUUAUUCGUAACUGUUCUUGUACUUUAUUUUAAUGACUGUGAUAUAGAUGUGAAUACGUUAUUUAAAGCGGUUAAGAAUGGCUUUACAGUAAAAGUUAAAAAUGUUUAUAUUCAAGUGCAGAACGCAGUUUAUGUUAAGGGCAUUGUUACUCGAUUAGCCUUGUUUCAGUUCAGUGAAGGUCAAUCUCGAUCCUCAAACCGGAGUCAUAAAGCAAUUAACUACAGUGGAACCCCGUUACCACCGUUUUCGUUGAUACGCGACUUUCGAAAAGAAAACACCC
Porites lobata is the source of this 11222-nucleotide messenger RNA. The record is from the annotation of a GenBank genome assembly. Lineage: Eukaryota; Metazoa; Cnidaria; Anthozoa; Scleractinia; Poritidae.